CGAGGUUACAAUUAUAUUUAGAUUUUGUUAGGUUUUCAGAAAUUCGCUAACAUCUAAGCAAUAAAUGUCAGUCAAAGAUAUUUGAGGUUAACCCGACGGUAAAAAGUAACUAUCAACUAAGUUACCGUUACGUGCAUCUGCACUUGCAUUCUUAUUUGUGUGAGUCAUUGUUUGCAUAGUUCUCAAUCAAAUAUAAACAUUUUACAUUCUAUUAAAUAUUUUUAAAAUAUUAUUUUCUAUUUCACACAUUGUACAUAUGAUACAACCUUUAGUAUGUUGAUAGAUAAUUAUAAUAAUUUAAAUUACCUACAUACUCUAUAUCAGACUAGAAAUGGAUGAUCAAGAAUUAAUUGCAUUACAAAAUUUAAAAGCAAAAUUACUUAAAGAAGCAAAUGAUUUAACAGAAGAAUUAAGAAAGCAAGAGACAGAUGAUGAGCAAUUUGUUGCUUUGAAGAUAAGACCAAGUUCUAAAAAAAGUACCUUGCAUGACUUGGGGACAAAUUUAUUAGAUCAGAAUAAACAACUAUUGUGUGAAAUUACCUCUAAGAUUAGUGGGAUAACGUUUGAAGAUAUAGAAAAAAAAUGGCUACGCAAAAACAUUUAUCAGUAUACAACUCAUUUAGUAACUACAACUGUUCAAUUUCUUCUCCAGUUGAUAGUAAAAUUAGAGAAAGAAAAAGAAUUUGAAAUUCAUGACAUUGUAUGUCAUCCUAUAAAUGUAAAUAAGUGUUAUAUGUUGGAGAUUCAGCCAUGGAUGGAAAACAUCAGUAGAAUGAACAAUUUUUCACUUCUUACAUCUGCAAUUUCACAAUAUAAUCAGGAAAUUAUAGUACGAAAAAAGAUACUAAGUGAUUUGCAAGUAAAGCGAUAUGUGAAUUGUAAAGAUUGUACGAAGAAAAAGGGUGGAAUUUCAGUCUCCAUACAUUCACCUAAGAAUGUGGAACAAAUUUAUUUGAACUUACAGUGGUCAUUGUUAUUUGUAGAACGUACUUUGCAAAUUCAACAUUUUUUUUUUAUAGUUCCUCUCGAAACAGGAGCCGCGUUUGCAAAGGAAAACAUGGAUUUAUUAAACAAUGUUCAUGAAGUAAGUCUUGAGAAAGAAGAUAUUACACGAUUUUGGAAAGAAUUGAUCGAUGCUAUCAAUGAGUACGAAAAGAAAAGAAAGUAACUGAAGAUGUGACGUUACUAUGAAGUGAUGAAUGGCAUAUGUUAUGUGAAUUAAAAAAAUGUAAAGUUGCCUCGAUGUUUCCAGUAUUGUUAAAAUUCAAUUACGUAGAAAUGAUUCUCAAUAUGUAAUAACAUAGAUGGUACUCAUUGGGAUGUGAAAUAUUAAUAAAUUUUUACUUUUGUAUA
Messenger RNA from Hylaeus volcanicus, 1353 nucleotides. RefSeq lists its product as uncharacterized. Bases 332 to 1168 code for a protein of 278 amino acids. The record is from RefSeq and is a predicted model, not a curated record. NCBI's taxonomy places the organism in Eukaryota, Metazoa, Arthropoda, Insecta, Hymenoptera, Colletidae. The transcript is spliced from 6 exons.